GGAAUCUCGGGAAGUGAACGCCAGCGGUGAUCGCAGCGGGUGCGGCGAAGACGAAAAUAACUGCUAUCCGGCGCUAAAGAGAUGGGAAGUUCGUCUUCCGAUGAUUUUUCCGUCCUUGUUGUCGCCCCCGAUUUGGGCUUCGACGCACGCCCUUUCCUGACCAGCUAGGACAGAGAAGCCGAUGAACAGGAGAACUGGCAAGACUGUUCGCAGCACUUCUCCUCCUCUUCAGAUGAAGAUUUCUCCGAUCUCGAAUUCCUGCAAUUCUUCCGCCUCGAGGACUCCGAUAAAUUCGGAAACCGCAUCUUCCGCAUCGUGGAGAAGUACUUUCCUGAGUAAUUCCAGCAGGGAGGUUCUUUUUGUCUGAAAAUCAAGAUGUCUUGGUAUUGAAAAUGGCAGGACUCAUCAUGAAAUUGUUCAAUACCCUUAACGAAACUUCUGUAUAUUGAUUCAUUAAGCUCCUGUUGUGAGUGGUGACCGGCUGAAGAAAUAUAUAUGAUCCAGAAAAUAUAUAUGCACUGAGUUGCCUGAAGGGCCAUUCUACAUUGUCUAUAUGCAUAGUACAGUGCAAAAGGAGGAUAAUUCCCCUGGUCUUACUAUCUUGAGGUGGAUUUACGAAGAACUUCCCUUGGAGAUCAAGGAUAGGCCGCAAGUCGUGUACAGACACCCUGGGCUGCGGUCAAGACUUGUUCUUGCUACUCUUGGCAGAUUUUUCUUAAGUGGCAGAAUUUUCAUAGUCAAAUAAAAUAUAAGAUCGAUGAAUGCUGAGACUCUUCACUUUAUCCUGGGACACUGUUUUAGAGUUCAGACACUUGUCUGUCAGUUUAAGGGAAGAACCUGUAAAAAGUUUAUGGUACAUGUUUGGUAUAUUUGAUCCCUAGUCCAUCUAAUGUAAUAAGAUGAGAACUACUGGCCGGAAAAAUAAUUUUUAUGCAAUGCAGUUUUGGAGAUUGAACCCUGGAUUAACUCCUUACAGAAAACAGAAUAAGGUUACAGUUAGGGGCAAUGGGGGCGAACAGCCACCCUCAGUUAGUUGUCUGAAUGUGCACCUAGGACCUGGCUUCAUGGAUUGUUGGAGUAAGCGGUCAUCAUCUGAGUUCUUUCUUAUAUUGAAACCCUGCCUAUCAAUCAUCCUGCAUCUGCAAAGUUCAAAUUGAGCCAUUUUCAGCAACUGGGGACAGAUGCAAGCACUGGUCCUGGAAAUGACAUAUUGAACAAGCGUCCUAAUUGAGAUGCUUGCCAGUUGAACAGAACUGUCUUGCUAGAAAUUUUAAAACCUUGGAAAGGUCAAUUUGAAAUAUCCUUAAUUAUUGUUUAGAAUAUUUUUAAAGGAGUCACAUUUUUGUUUCAAAUGAAAUGCAUUAUUUUUUAUCCUUAAAACAUAUCAAAAUUCUUACCGUCAAUCUAUAUAUAUAAUCCCUCAGUACCUCCUCCAUUGCUCUUCCCCCCUCUCUCCAUGGAUGUUUAGGGCUUCAAGUAGUUAUUCUUGUGUUCUCCAAGGUAAUUAACUGUGCACUUCAGGGCAUUCAUGAAAAGAACAUGAUGUUCAUAUUACCAAUCAUGCAGGGAUUAUUAACACAUUUUCGAGAUUGCAAACCCUUCUGAAUUGAAAAUAUAAAAUUGAUUUCAACCUUGAUUGUCGUUGUUCAUCAGAACUGUUCUUGUUGUAACUUUUGCUCUUGCUGUAACUUUUUUCAUCUUAUACUGGAAGAUCAAGUACGUAAGCCACUUGCAGUAUCUCUGGGAGGACAUAAACAAGGGGGAGGUUGAGAUUCCUGAAUUUGUGCAGAAUCACGAUGACAAUCUUGAGCACAGACCACUGACAGAUUAUGGCAUUGAACCAGACCCUCUCCACCGAACAGGGGUGCCUGCCGCAGCUUUACUCAUUUGGGAGUAAUGAAGAGAGAUGGACCUCAAGGGAAUUCCUUUCAUAGUCUUGCUGUUACAUACAUACAGACCCUUGAACCAUCCCAAACCGAAAAUAAGGUUGCUUUGUAUCUUGGCUGGGUUAGGUUUUUAUGUAAAAACCGAACAAUUGUGCAGACAAGUUACAUAAUUUUGUUGUGCGCUCCCUCUCGUCUGAUUUGGAAGUUAUAGUUUGACCCUAUACAAUUACACAGAAAA
This is a messenger RNA of Rubroshorea leprosula, 2124 nucleotides long. The record is from the annotation of a GenBank genome assembly. Lineage: Eukaryota; Viridiplantae; Streptophyta; Magnoliopsida; Malvales; Dipterocarpaceae.